Molecule: messenger RNA, 348 nt
Organism: Closterium sp. Naga37s-1
Lineage: Eukaryota; Viridiplantae; Streptophyta; Zygnematophyceae; Desmidiales; Closteriaceae
Source: the annotation of a GenBank genome assembly
AUGGCGACUAAGAAGCAGUCGCAAUCGGGCCUGCUCUCGUCGCUAUUAAAACCAGAUGUUGCUGAGGAUCAGGAUGCGUUCAAGGACGUGCUGUACUGGAUGCGCCAGGUGCUCGCGGUGCUCUUUGGCGUGGUGUGGGGCAUCGCACCCAUCACAGGCGGCAUUGGGAUUAUCGGCUUCCUGGUGUUGAGCACGGCGGUGAUGAUGGGGUACUACACGCUCGUGGUGAAGGUGGACGCGGAGGAGCUGGGCGGCCAUGGGACACUGCUGCAGGAAGGCCUCCUCAACUCCUUUGGCGUCUUCCUGCUUGUUUGGAUACUGCUCUUCACAUAUCUGCAUUCCUCAUGA